CCGUUGUACCUUGUACCCGCUUGAUCCAUCAUCACCGCAGUUCACCCGCCGAAAUGACGACUUGGAACGGUUGCCGUAGCGGAUGGACCCGAUCCAAUGGCCAGUCUUUGGAGGGAGCGUACGUGGAAUAGUGAGGCGACAAAUGGCUACAUUCCAUCGGAAGAGGGUUAUGUAGCCUCACGCUAUUCGAAGCGAGGGCAAGGACAGGACCGUUGGGCGCUGUUGGGAAGUACGGGAACAAUCUCAAGCUUGCGCUUGGGGAGUAUGAAAUUCGAGAUAGUACAAUGUUAAUGGCCCGCGCGAGCGGUUACAUUCUUUCCGACACAUGGUGGCGACAGCGGCUUGCGCACUUGUUCGGAGGGUAUAAUCAGGCCGUCGCAUGAAAACAGCAGGGGCAAAGGAAAUGCAAGAAGAAGAAAAGAGCAAUCGAUCGCAGAGGAACGAUGAUGG
Westerdykella ornata is the source of this 450-nucleotide messenger RNA. RefSeq lists its product as uncharacterized. The transcript has 2 exons. NCBI's taxonomy places the organism in Eukaryota, Fungi, Ascomycota, Dothideomycetes, Pleosporales, Sporormiaceae. The record is from RefSeq and is a predicted model, not a curated record. Bases 97 to 291 code for a protein of 64 amino acids.